AUGGAUGACGAAACCCUUGCUCGUGUGGAGCAGCAGCGUACCGAGCUUGAAUCGAACAUCGCCAAAUUGCGCAAAGCGCUGCGCCACUGGCAGACGUUAGAGAUAGAUUAUGAAGGCCUGAAGGAGGAAUUCCUUGGUUUACCAAAUGAUGCUCCGGCUGAAGAGUGCUUGCAAGCUGCUAAGGACUUCAAGCCAGAGGCAAUCGACGACAAAGAGCUGCAGGAACUACUAACGGACAGCAAGUCACGGCCCCGUCGACCUGCUCAGUUGGUGGAUCUUUUGUCUAAGCGUGUUGAUUAUGUUACCCGUAACGUUGAAACAGUACGGAAGCAGCUUUCUGAGGCCGAGAAGAAAAGAAACGUUCUUUUGCUUGCUGAGGAUCCGAACCAUCAAGAGGACGCUGGCCUUCCCCUCGCAGAGAUCACAGAGGAGCUGGACGAGUCUGGAGAAGUGAUAUCUGGGAAGGUGGAAACACCCGGCGCUUCCACCAAUCAGUUGAUCGACGCCCUGCGAAGGGCCGGUGUUGAAGAUUUGAAGGAGACAGAUGGAGAAGUUACCAGUACCGACAAUGGGAGUAGAAAGAGCCCGCCAGCACUAGAUCCGCCCACGAGUACCUCCCAACAACAAGACUUGACGAAUACUUCCGCAGAAAAUGAGCAUAAUCCCACAGAAACUACACUUUCAGAAGACUCUGUCGAUGAGAUCCCUGCCAAUCCUAAUGAUACUGAAACCGAAGCCCAACUUCGCCGAGAAAUGUGGGAGUACUCACAAGGCCUGGAUGAAGUUGGCGCAAUCGUCGCGGAACUAGACCUGGAAGAAGAUGCGUCUGAUGUUUCUUACGAUGAACAGGAUGAGCCGCUUGAUCUAGGUUCCGAUUUUGAUGACGACUUCGAUGACGAGGAGUCGGAGGACGAAACCGGCAAGAGCACGCACCCACUCACCGUACCAAGAGCUUAUCGGAAGAAGAUGGAAGAAUUGCAGGAAAAAUUGGGCUUGAAGAAUAUGGGACCUCAGGCAGCCACGCAGAUAGUUGAAGAGACCCUCAAACAGUCACCAAGACCACCAGCGGCCGAAGCGGCUCGAAAAGCAGCAAUUGCCAGAGACGAAAAAUCAAAGAAGAGCAGCUUGAAGUCGGCAGUGAAGAGUUCUGUUCCCAAAGGGGAUGGUGGGAAGGCUGAGAGCUCGAACAAGAAGAAAGUCGCGUUCUCUUCGGAGCUGGACAUUGCUUCCGAUGAACCAAGUACUAAAUCUACGCCUGUCGCUUCAACCACCCCUAAGAAGCCAUCACAGGCACCCAAGGUGCGACCAAUCAACGAAUCCAUUGUUGAGAGAGAAGUUGCUCCGGUCGAUGAAGAUAAUGUCUUUGCUCCGGCGCCAACGUCUCGCUCAGAGAAACCCUCUCGAUUCAAGGCUGCACGACAAACACAGCCACAGACGCCCAUGUUUGCUCCACCAAUGUCUUUGGGUGCAGGUUUGUCAAGAGCAGAUCAGGACGAGUCCAUCUCCCCGACACCAACAUCGAAGAUUAUCUCUGCCAAUCUUGUCGAACGUCCGUCGUCGAGGAUAGCUACGGCUCCAGAUCCAGACGAUUUCUCGGAAGAGGCCCACCGACAGGAAGUUGCUAUAGAAUAUCAGAGACACCGGAUGAAACGGAUCCUUGCCCAGGAGGACGGCUUUACGGGAAAUGGAGAAGGAGACAACUACGGAGAAAUGAUCACCCCCGGCAGGGGUCAUGACGAUGAAGAUGGCAAGGGGAAAAAGAUUAGCAGGUUCAAAGCCGCAAGAAUCAGUCGACAAAUGGGCUAG
Exophiala dermatitidis NIH/UT8656 is the source of this 1806-nucleotide messenger RNA. RefSeq lists its product as uncharacterized. Gene Ontology annotation, biological process: negative regulation of transcription by RNA polymerase II; negative regulation of phosphatase activity. Lineage: Eukaryota; Fungi; Ascomycota; Eurotiomycetes; Chaetothyriales; Herpotrichiellaceae. Gene Ontology annotation, molecular function: chromatin binding; phosphatase inhibitor activity; transcription corepressor activity. The record is from RefSeq and is a predicted model, not a curated record. The coding region runs from base 1 to 1806 and encodes 601 amino acids. The transcript has a single exon.